Messenger RNA from Solanum dulcamara, 1733 nucleotides. Its product is annotated as neoxanthin synthase, chloroplastic. The transcript has a single exon. Gene Ontology annotation, molecular function: oxidoreductase activity, acting on paired donors, with incorporation or reduction of molecular oxygen. The coding region runs from base 219 to 1715 and encodes 498 amino acids. NCBI's taxonomy places the organism in Eukaryota, Viridiplantae, Streptophyta, Magnoliopsida, Solanales, Solanaceae. The record is from RefSeq and is a predicted model, not a curated record. Gene Ontology annotation, biological process: carotenoid biosynthetic process.
CAUUAGCCUUUUAAAGAUUCCACUUGAUUAACUACCUUUUUUUUCAUUUCCAUUUUUUUUUUCAUUUUUGUUAUAUAAGCCAAAGUAGGUACCCAAAAGCAUCAAUAUUUUGUAUUGCCUAGUGAUUCCUCUUUAGUCCAGUAUUUCACAGUCCCACCUCCUUACACUAUAUCAUUUCCCUCCAUAAUUAGCCAUUAUCAAUCUUUACAUUUUCUCAAAUGGAAACUCUUCUCAAGCCUUUUCCAUCUCCUUUACUUUCCACUUCUACACCCCACAGGUCUAAUUUCCAACAAAAUCUCCCUUUUCUGAAUCCCAUCACCCAAAAAAAUUCAAGAAAAUACCAUCACAGAAACAAAAGUAGUAAACUUUUUUGUAGCUUUCUUGAUUUAGCACCCACAUCAAAGCCAGAGUCUUUAGAUGUUAACAUCUCAUGGGUUGAUCCUAAUUUGGGUCGGGCUCAAUUCGACGUGAUCAUCAUUGGAGCUGGCCCUGCCGGUCUCCGGCUAGCUGAGCAAGUUUCUAAAUAUGGUAUUAAGGUAUGUUGUGUUGACCCUUCACCACUUUCCAUGUGGCCAAAUAAUUAUGGUGUUUGGGUUGAUGAGUUUGAGAAUUUAGAAUUGGAAGAUUGUUUAGAUCAUAGAUGGCCUAUGACUUGUGUUCAUAUAAAUGAUCACAAGACUAAGUAUUUGGGAAGACCAUAUGGUAGAGUCAGUAGAAAGAAGCUGAAAUUGAAAUUGUUGAAUAGUUGUGUUGAAAACAGAGUGAAGUUUUAUAAAGCCAAAGUUUGGAAAGUGGAACAUGAAGAAUUUGAGUCUUCAAUUGUUUGUGAUGAUGGUAGGAAGAUAAGGGGUAGUUUGGUUGUAGAUGCAAGUGGCUUUGCUAGUGAUUUUAUAGAGUAUGACAAGCCAAGAAACCAUGGUUAUCAAAUUGCUCAUGGGAUUUUAGCAGAAGUGGAUAAUCAUCCAUUUGAUUUGGAUAAAAUGGUGCUUAUGGAUUGGAGGGAUUCUCAUUUAGGUAAUGAGCCAUAUUUGAGGGUGAAUAAUGCUAAAGAACCAACAUUCUUAUAUGCAAUGCCAUUUGAUAAUAAUUUAGUUUUCUUGGAAGAGACUUCUUUGGUGAGUCGUCCUGUGUUAUCAUAUAUGGAAGUGAAACGAAGGAUGGUGGCAAGAUUAAGGCAUUUGGGGAUCAAAGUGAGAAGUGUUAUUGAGGAAGAGAAAUGUGUGAUCCCUAUGGGAGGACCACUUCCGCGGAUUCCUCAAAAUGUUAUGGCAAUUGGUGGGAAUUCGGGGAUAGUUCAUCCAUCGACAGGGUACAUGGUGGCUAGGAGCAUGGCUUUGGCACCAGUACUAGCUGAGGCCAUCGUCGAGGGGCUUGGUUCAACUAGAAUGAUAAGAGGGUCUCAACUUUACCAUAGAGUUUGGAAUGGUUUGUGGCCUUUGGAUAGAAGAUGUGUUAGAGAAUGUUAUUCAUUUGGGAUGGAGACUUUGUUGAAGCUUGAUUUGAAAGGGACUAGGAGAUUGUUUGAUGCUUUCUUUGAUCUUGAUCCUAAAUACUGGCAAGGGUUCCUUUCUUCAAGAUUGUCUAUCAAAGAACUUGCUAUACUCAGCUUGUGCCUUUUUGGACAUGGAUCAAAUUUGGCUAGGUUGGAUAUUGUUACAAAAUGUCCUGUUCCUUUAGUUAGAUUGAUUGGCAAUCUAGCAAUAGAGAGCCUUUGAAUGUGAAAGGUUGAAUCA